Messenger RNA from Schistosoma haematobium, 2975 nucleotides. RefSeq names its product Hepatocyte nuclear factor 3-beta (gene FOXA2). The record is from RefSeq and is a predicted model, not a curated record. Gene Ontology annotation, molecular function: RNA polymerase II cis-regulatory region sequence-specific DNA binding; DNA-binding transcription factor activity, RNA polymerase II-specific. Gene Ontology annotation, biological process: cell differentiation; regulation of transcription by RNA polymerase II; anatomical structure morphogenesis. The coding region runs from base 1 to 2394 and encodes 797 amino acids. Lineage: Eukaryota; Metazoa; Platyhelminthes; Trematoda; Strigeidida; Schistosomatidae. The transcript is spliced from 5 exons.
AUGGAACAAAACAUAAGUCCUUCCACAAUAGCAGUUGGCUUGUAUACUGCUUCAGAAAAUACAGAUUCUUGUUUGAAACGCCUUGUCACAAAGUCACCAUUAGAGGCUAUGGCACAAAGAUUUGGUCAUGUAGUUCGCGAACUUCAUAUCAACUUACCGUCUCAGAUAAACAAUAGAUAUGAUAGUUUACAGUAUUCUAGUGAUUUCACUAACUUCCCAGUUAAUCCUAGAACUACUUCCUCUUCGUCACUAAUGUAUCCGUAUUUCACUCCCAUCCCUCAACUCCACUACUUCAAUGCUGCAACUACUACUACUACUACCACCACCACCACCACCACCACAGUAACAUCAAUAGCAAACAAUACUAUUGUCAGUAACAUUUUACCGGAUAGUACUCCUCACAGUGUUUCUAAACUUCCUCUUCUAUUAUCGAAAUCAUCGUUUGAUUAUUUCCACUCAAAAUUAUGUGAAACAGUUUCAGUAUCGGAAAAUCUGUCUAAGAUUACGUCAUCUGGUGCAUUAAAACAAAGUUGUAGUGAAUUGCAUAACAUAAAUGACAUUGAUACUAUGACUGGAGAUUUCAGUGAUCCUUUUAUAUCAUCACAUACUUAUUCAUUAAAUUCAGAACAACAUUCUUCUCCUGAAAAACAAAACUUUCGAAACCCAUUAUGCGUUAAAUCAAACCAUUUAAAUAGUUUACAAGAAAAUCAAUUUAAUGGAAUAAAUGAAUGUGAACUGCACUCUGUUGUAAACGAAGCUACAACUUAUGGUUUAAAUUUAUCAUUUCAAAGUGAUAAAAUGACUAAUCGUGAGAGGUUAUACCAUAAUUUUGAAAACUGUCAUCAUGGUUUCUUGAAUGGAACUAAUCACUGUGAUAUGUUGAAUCCAAAUAACUUAUCAAUAUUUGAGUGUAAGAACCACUCAUAUCCCAACAAUUUAAUAAAUUCGAAUCUCUGCCUUUCUAAAUGUGAUUACAUUGAGGCAUAUUCAUCACCAAUGUUCAAUAAUUCUUUAGAAUCAUAUACUUGUCCAGAUCAUUCUGUAAAAUAUCCAGCUUCAUCAUCAAAUAUUUAUUUGAACAAAUCGAUACCUAUGUUUUGGUCAAACGAUUGCAAUAAUCCGAAUGUGAAACCACCAUUUUCCUACAUUACACUGAUUGUUUCUGCAAUGAAUUCAAAAUUAUCAAAAAAGAUUACAUUGAAUGAAAUUUAUGCAUGGAUUAUGCAUACAUUUGCUUAUUAUCGUAAAAAUACAAGAAGAUGGCAAAAUUCCAUAAGACACGCAUUAUCGUUUAAUGAUUGUUUUAUUAAAGUACCACGUCCAUCUGGUGAAGCUGGUAAAGGUUCUUAUUGGACAGUCCAUCCUUUAGCCAUAGACAUGUUUGAUAAUGGUUCGUCAAUGCGACGUAAUCGUAAAUUUAUUGACGAGAAUCGUUAUCGUCAUAAUCAUAGUCAUGCAACUAUACAUAUGAAUGGAAAAAAGUACACAUCUGUUAAAAAUUAUGGAAUUAAUUUAUUAAACCAUGCUCCUCAUUACCACUAUCAAUCACAAAUAAAUAUGAAUAAAAAUGACAAUGUACAAUGGUCAAUUAUGAUUAGAAAAAAUAAUAAUAAUGAUGAUGAUAACAAUAACAAUAAUAUACAAGAUGACCUCAUUUCAGCUCAUUCAAAUUCACGUGGUCAAUAUCAUCUGAACGAAGAUGAUGAUGACAAUAUUGACGGUUAUAUGAAUCAGUUUACUGGAAAAGUGAAACAAUCCACUGUAUACAACAACAACAAUGAUAAUAACAUAAACAGUAAAAAUCAUAAUUAUAAGUAUAACUCUAAAGAUGAUUAUAUAAAAACAAUAACAAUGUUGAACCAAAUAAAAUCUCCUUGUACUACUACAGAGAAAUCAUGGAAAACUUUAUCCAUAUCAUCAGAUACAUUAAACUGUUUAAGCGAUUGCAUUCAUCAAAUAUAUGGUAGUAAUACUAAUACUAACAAUAAUAAUGAUAACAAUAAUAAUAACAGCAAUCAUAAGAAUUCCAAAUAUCUUUUUCCUCCUUCCUUUCAUCACCAUCUUGAUCAUCAUCAGAAGAAUUUACAUUUGGAUGCUAGUACAUUCCAUGACAAUUAUCCUGUUAACGAUUACAAAUGUGAAAUGAUUUUAUCAUCAUCGUUAUCGUCUUCCUCUUCAUCUUCCCUUUCUUUUUCAUCAUCGUCGGCAUUUUCUCCCUCUUCCAUUGCUAUGGCUACUCUCUGUUCUUCACCAACUUCAUCAGGAUUAAUUUGUAAUCCAAAUCAAUAUCACCAUGAUAUUCAAUCACAUAAUACAUUAGAUUAUCAUCAAUAUAUUAAUCAUUACAAAAAUCAAUUAAAUCCUUUAAGCUUGCGAUCGACUUCACUUUAUUAGUGUUUGCUUAUUCCGGGUUUUGAGCUCACGGCGAAAAGUAUACAAACCUAAUAAUACCUCAUAAGGAAAUAUUUAUUCGAAAUGAAUUACAAACACGUUGAGUGAACACCUAAGUGGAUAAGUACUUGAAUUCAUCACUGUGAGUUUGUUUUGACGUUGAUUCCAAUCAAUUGCACGUGGACACAUGAAUGCACUAGAAAGAAAUACACAAACCUUCGUUCUUUAUAGGGUAUGGCUUAACAAGUGACCAAUUGAAUUGUAGUUUUUAUCGCCCACCACGCUGAGUUAGUCUGACCUUGUCUUUAUUAAACUGUUUAUCAAUGAAUAUUGUAACUAUUUUUAACAUGAAUGUUACACAUAGGAUACUCAUUCAUCACGUGUCCCAUAACUGUGUCAAUGUGUGCUAUUCCAAUAUUUUGAAUAUAUUUUUUACUUCUAUACUAUUUACAGUAAUCUGUGUUUCAGACACAGGAUACAGUAAUAAUGACCAAGUUUGUGAUUUAAUAAACUGACUAGACAGUAUUAUUGGAAAUGCCUGAUUAUGAGAUAAUUUUAGGCGUAAUAAAUUGGAGGCAUGCAGA